Messenger RNA from Rhipicephalus sanguineus (brown dog tick), 772 nucleotides. RefSeq lists its product as uncharacterized. The transcript has 3 exons. The record is from RefSeq and is a predicted model, not a curated record. Bases 212 to 772 code for a protein of 186 amino acids. Lineage: Eukaryota; Metazoa; Arthropoda; Arachnida; Ixodida; Ixodidae.
GUAUCCCCGGAGUCGGGGCUCUCCCGGUUUGGCGCGAAACCGGAUCUGACGUUACCAUAGGGAGGUACUCCCUGCCCCUAGACAGGUACUGUUGUAGCUAGGGAAAGAUCCGACGAUUCCUCGGCCUUGUCCCCAGCCUUUGCUAAGCUGCCAGUCAACAGUCGCAGUCAAGCCUCGUCGGCCUUAUCUUUGCAUGUGGAGCUAGCUAGCUAUGCCUUCUUUGCGCGGCGUAGUGAUUGGCGACAGCCAAGUGAAAUUUAUGUGCAGGAGUCGCCUUCCCUUGAAGCCCUCCGUCAAGACCUGCACAUUUAGUUACGCUGGCUUUGACGCUGUGCGCAUGGCCGAGGCUGUCAGUGCGAUGCGCUUCCAGCGCGUUGAUUUUGCCAUUUUAUACGUUGGAGGCAACGACCUUGCCAACGUCAACGCGGAGCCUCAGGAGAUAUGCGACAAUAUUGGGGAGUUAGUUUUACAACUGCAGCACGACGUGGCCCCUAUUGUCUAUGUCUUCAAGGUGCUCCCACGCUGCUUCAACCCCAAAGACGCCGAUGCGGAGCGCAAGACACGGAAAGCGCGCUUGCUGAACCGCAAGCUGACGGCUGCGCUAAAGCGCUGGCCAUGUGUUCGCAUCUUGAACGCCGAGGUAAGGUUGCGCCGGCAUGAAAAUGCCGUGCCGUCGUGGUCGGCACUCUGUGACCGCAUCCGUGUGGCUGCAGGCUCGAGUGCAGCUGCACUGGAGCUGUUCCAGGCCAGCACCAGCCUUUUCAUGCCCUAG